Molecule: messenger RNA, 1597 nt
Organism: Ictalurus punctatus (channel catfish)
Lineage: Eukaryota; Metazoa; Chordata; Actinopteri; Siluriformes; Ictaluridae
Product: E3 SUMO-protein ligase ZBED1-like
Exons: 3
Coding region: 258-1103 (281 amino acids)
Molecular function (GO): protein dimerization activity
Source: RefSeq, a predicted model, not a curated record
AGAUACGAGCUCCCUGGCCGGAGUUGAACAGAUGGAGAAGGCUACAAUGCUUCGGGCACCGACUGAACUCCGCUAUUGAGAAAGUUCACCAAGACAAGCGAGUGGACAGAGCAGUUGGGGUCUGUAAAAAGGUGGUGGCUGCCUUCUCCUACUCCUGGAAGAAGAAACGGGACCUUGCAGCUGCUCAGGAGGAGUAUCACUUGCCACAGCACAAGCUCAUCAGUGAAACCCCAAAAAGAUGGGGCUCCCGUCAACAAAUGGUGAGGCGGGCUCUGGAGCAGAAAAGGGCCAUCACAGAGGUCCUCUCAAAAGACAAGAAGACCAGGUCGCUAGUUCCUACUUGGCAAGAUGUGGACGUUUUAGAGUCUAUAGAUGCAGCUCUAAGCCCGCUCCUUGAAUUCACCGAUGCCUUGUCCGGUGAGUCCUAUGUCAGUGUGUCAUUCCUAAAACCAGUGAUGCAUCUCUUCAACACCUCCAUCUUGAAGGAAGCAGAGGAUGACACAGACCUCACCAGGACCAUAAAGACAACAGUGAUGGGAUACCUGAAUGAAAAGUAUGAUGACCAAGCCACGGAUGAUCUACUUGACAUGGCAUGCCUCGUUGACCCAAGAUUCAAGCUUCAGUAUACUCAGGAGGAGAAGAGAGAAUACAUCAAAGAGAUAGCUGUGUUGGAGAUGCUGAAGGGAGAGAGAGCUGUUGUGGUAAGGGAAGAGGAGUCCAGAGAAGAAGCCAUGGGAGAUGCUUCUGCAGCAGUGACACCAGCCAAGAAAACAAAGCAGUCUCUGGCUAGCUUUUUUUCAAACAGGUCCACCAGUACCAACACAGAAGGCUUGAGUGUACAGCAGGCAGUUGAGAGGGAGCUCAGCAACUACCUUCUGUCUCCAGAUGCUGACAAUGACUCAAAUCCUCUGGAUUGGUGGAAAGUCUCUCAUAAGAACUUCCCCAGAGUAAGCCAACUGGCAAAACAUUACUUGUGUAUUCAAGCCACAAGCUCCCCCUCUGAGACAGUUUUUAGUACAGGUGGCAAUAUUGUCACAUGUAAAAGGGCAUCUUUGAAGCCAGAUAAUGUAGACCAGCUUGUAUUUCUUGCCAGAAACCUCUAGAGCCUGUCAUAGGGUGUCAUCAACCCCCAACAAUGUCCCUGCCCCAGCAACAUGUGUAGUUGUUAUUGCUCACACUUUCUGUUUUCUUCAGCAACUCUGAGCAUUUCUCAUAUUUUUUUUUAUCCUGGCUGAAGCACUUUAAUUUCAGUCUAUAAGAAUAAAAUAAUCAGCCUAUGUUGUAGUUUAAAGUGAAAGAUAUUAAUAUUGACAAAGGUGAGAGUUUUAUGUUUAUUUGACGGUGAUUUCACAUUUCUUGUUUGUAUGAAGGUUAAAUUCAAAUAAAAGGUGAAUGUUCAUUUAUUUAUGCCAUUUUUAUUUCUAAAUUAUUAUAUAGUUUUAUAGGAGGAGAAGUUUACAGAAGUUUGAAGGUACAGACAUCUGUUGUGGGCGUCCUUGGCAGUUUUUCUGAGGAUUUAUAUUGUUCAUAUCGAUAUCGGAAUUAUAUCGUAUCGACUGAAAUUAAGAAAUAUAUCGUGAUAUACAUUUUGGCCAUA